This is a messenger RNA of Trametes versicolor FP-101664 SS1, 1467 nucleotides long. Its product is annotated as RNA-binding domain-containing protein. Gene Ontology annotation, cellular component: nucleolus. The coding region runs from base 63 to 1343 and encodes 426 amino acids. Lineage: Eukaryota; Fungi; Basidiomycota; Agaricomycetes; Polyporales; Polyporaceae. The transcript is spliced from 5 exons. The record is from RefSeq and is a predicted model, not a curated record. Gene Ontology annotation, biological process: maturation of LSU-rRNA from tricistronic rRNA transcript (SSU-rRNA, 5.8S rRNA, LSU-rRNA). Gene Ontology annotation, molecular function: RNA binding.
CGCAUUCUCUGCCUCGCCUCCCUCAUCUCGAACUCCAACACAUUUUCUCAGAUCAUAACGACAUGGCUAAAGGUGCUGCAGCGGCUGAGAAGCCCACAAAAUUGGCCAAGAAGAAGUCCCAGCAGGACUUGAAGGCAGACGCGCCCAUCAAGACCAAGAAGGCGAAGCAGGUAGAGGAAGUGGCUACUCCUGCUGCUACCGAGACUCCCUCGUCAUCAAAAGCGAAGAAGGAGAAAAAGGAGAAGAAGGGCAAGGAGGCCGUGAAGGAGUCUGAGUCGGCACCCGCACCCGCACCGGUCAAGGCGAAGGGCGAGAAGAAGAAACAGGUGUCCAUCGCGGAGGAUUCACCUGCUAAGGCGGAGAAGGCGGAGGCUGCGUCACCCGCGGACAAGAAGAAGAGGAAAGCGGCCGCUGUGGAGGAGAAGGCUGAGGAGAGCCCAGAAAAGUCGAAGAAAAAGCGAAGGGGGUCCGUCGCUGCUCCCUCUGCCGAGGUCGUGAGCAAGGAGGUUGUAAAGGAGGCCGCAAAACCCAAGUUCUCAAAGAAGAGCAAGCCCACCCCUGAGGAGUCGCCCGUCCAGCCUGCGCCGUCCAAGAAGGAGGGCAAGAAGACGAAGGCGAAAGCGGCUCCCAAGGCCCCCUCACCUGAACCCGCAGAGUCUGCGGACGAGGCUGAGGCGGACGAGGCGGAAGAAGAGGAUGGAGAGAAGGAGUUCUACGGCUUCUCUUCAGACGACGAUGAUUCGUCCGACGAGGAAAUGGCGGACGACAUUCCCGGUAUCGACAUCGGUAAGCUGCCGACGAUUGCGAAAGACGACGAGACGGUGAAGCGCAAGCUUGAAAAGGCCAAGCGGAAACCGACAGAGGACCGCGGCGUGAUCUACCUCGGACGGAUACCCCACGGUUUCUUCGAGGCUCAGAUGCGCGCAUACUUCGCGCAGUUUGGGACCGUCACCCGCCUUCGCCUCUCCCGUAACAAAAAGACUGGCAAGUCGAAGCACUACGCCUUCAUCGAGUUCGACUCGUCCUCGGUCGCACAGAUCGUCGCGGAAACAAUGGACAACUACCUGCUCAUGGGCCACAUCCUCACGUGCAAGCUCAUCCCCAAGGACCAGGUGCACCCCGAGCUUUGGGUCGGCGCGAACAGGAAGUGGAGAGCCGUCCCCCGCGAUCGUGUCGCGCGCGUUGCGCACAAUAAGCCGCGGACAGAGGAGCAGCAAGACAAGGCGGAGAGCCGGUUGCUGAAGCGCCAAGAUCAGCGCAAGCGCAAGCUGGAAGAGGCGGGGAUCAAGUAUGACUUCGAGGCAGUAGCAUACAAAAAGAAGCCCAAGGCGACUGAGGCAUAGGGCUUGUCAUGGCUCGCCGUCCUUACCACGGUCUUUGGGUUUCCCUGGUCUCGCUCGGCAGAGGCCAUAGCUCGCUUGUGUGACUGGCACUUCAAUUACGACACACUGGAUUCGUAGAUCCUCG